GGGUCCGGCUGAGCCGGCUGCGGAGAGCGAGCCUGCCGCGAAGGCGACGGAGGCGGACGCGGGGCGACCCCGGCGGCAGCGGCGGCGGGGGAAGCGGGAGCCGCCUGGGAUGUUCAGUCAUGAAACGGGUCCGCACCGAGCAGAUCCAGAUGGCCGUGUCCUGCUACCUCAAACGCCGGCAGUACGGGGAUGCGGACGGCCCACUGAAGCAAGGCCUGCGGCUGUCGCAGAGCACCGAGGAGAUGGCUGCCAGCCUCGCAGUCCAAUCAGAAUCUGGUUGUGCCAACAUAGUGUCCGCAGCCCCUUGCCAGGCAGAGCCCCAGCAGUAUGAAGUGCAGUUCGGACGGCUGCGGAAUUUUCUCACCGAUUCUGACUCCCAGCACAGCCACGAAGUGAUGCCUCUCCUCUACCCUCUCUUUGUCUACCUCCAUCUCAACCUGGUCCAGAACAGUCCGAAGAGCACAGUGGAAAGCUUUUACAGCCGCUUCCAUGGAAUGUUUCUGCAGAACGCCAGCCAGAAGGAUGUCAUCGAGCAGCUCCAGACCACACAGACCAUCCAGGACAUCCUGUCUAACUUCCGGCUGCGAGCCUUCCUGGACAACAAGUACGUGGUUCGUCUGCAGGAAGACAGCUACAACUACCUUCUCCGCUACCUCCAGAGUGACAACAACACCGCGCUGUGCAGGGUCCUUGCCUGGCACAUCCACCUGGACGUGCAGCCCGCCAAGAGGACGGACUACCAGCUCUACGCCAGCGGGGGCUCUUCCCGCGGCGAGGGCGGUGGCCUGGAGCCUGCCGACGUGCCAGCGCCCAUCCUGCAGAAUGAGGCCGCGCUGGAGCUCCUGCAGGAGAGCAUCAAGCGCGUCAAGGACGGCCCCCCCUCGCUCACCACCAUCUGCUUCUACGCCUUCUACAACACAGAGCAGCUGCUGAACACUGCAGAGGUCUCCCCAGACAGCAAGCUGCUCGCGGCAGGCUUCGACAACUCCUGUAUAAAACUGUGGAGUCUGCGCUCCAAAAAGUUAAAGUCAGAACCCCAUCAAGUAGACGUGUCCCACAUCCACUUGGCUUGUGAUAUCCUAGAGGAGGAGGAUGACGAGGACGACAACGCGGGCACGGAGAUGAAGGUCCUGCGGGGACACUGCGGGCCAGUGUACAGCACCAGGUUCCUCGCAGACAGCUCAGGGCUGCUCUCCUGCUCCGAAGACAUGUCCAUCAGGUACUGGGACCUGGGCAGCUUCACCAACACCGUGCGGUACCAGGGCCAUGCCUACCCCGUGUGGGACCUGGACAUCAGCCCGCACAGCCUGUACUUUGCCAGCGGGUCCCACGACCGCACGGCCCGGCUCUGGUCAUUUGAUCGGACGUACCCACUGCGAAUCUAUGCUGGGCACCUGGCAGACGUGGACUGCGUCAAGUUCCACCCCAAUUCAAACUACUUAGCCACGGGCUCGACCGACAAGACGGUGCGGCUGUGGAGCACCCAGCAGGGGAACUCGGUGAGGCUCUUCACGGGCCACCGCGGCCCUGUGCUCUCCCUGGCCUUUUCCCCCAACGGUAAGUACCUGGCGUCCGCGGGCGAGGACCAGCGGCUGAAGCUGUGGGACCUGGCGUCCGGGACCCUCUACAAAGAGCUGCGGGGCCACACGGACAACAUCACCAGCCUGACCUUCAGCCCGGACAGCAGCCUGAUCGCAUCCGCGUCCAUGGACAACUCUGUGCGCGUCUGGGACAUCAGAAGCGCGCACUGCAGCACCCCCGCGGACGGCUCGUCCAGCGAGCUCGUGGGCGUCUAUACCGGCCAGAUGAGCAAUGUUCUGAGCGUGCAGUUUAUGGCUUGCAACCUCCUCCUGGUGACCGGAAUCACACAAGAAAGUCAGGAACAUUGAUUUGGAUCUUUGAUAUGACAGACUGGGGCGUGCAAAGGGCUCCAGACGGCAAGUCUUAGGACAGACAGAAUCCCUGACUGACUGUGAAGACUCCCCGUGUCCCCCCUUGCCCUGCCGAUGUCCCGAACCCACCACUCUCCACUCAGCCCCCAGGUGUGGAAGCACAGGGGCAGGAAGGGUGGUGACGGGGAGCAAACGUGAGAUGGGAAUCACGGAGACCCCACUGUGUCCUCGUGUGGCCCCUCCCUAUCUCUGGCGCCAAGGUGCCCUUGCCUCGCUGGGACUGCACUUGACCUGAGGAUGUUUGCCAGGCACCCUCCCCAGGAGCAGUGCCGCAGGGUCACCGGGUAGAAGGGACUCUCUCCAGGUAGGAAUGCGGGGGUGAGAAUUAGGCAAGGGGGCAGGGUCAUCCUGGCAAAUGUUUUUCCUUUUCUGUGAUUACAGAGAAC
Messenger RNA from Dama dama (fallow deer), 2338 nucleotides. Its product is annotated as TAF5-like RNA polymerase II p300/CBP-associated factor-associated factor 65 kDa subunit 5L. NCBI's taxonomy places the organism in Eukaryota, Metazoa, Chordata, Mammalia, Artiodactyla, Cervidae. Gene Ontology annotation, cellular component: histone acetyltransferase complex; nuclear protein-containing complex. Gene Ontology annotation, molecular function: protein binding; transcription coactivator activity. The record is from RefSeq and is a predicted model, not a curated record. Gene Ontology annotation, biological process: regulation of DNA-templated transcription. Bases 120 to 1889 code for a protein of 589 amino acids. The transcript has a single exon.